CUAUAAAUAUAUGCUGCUAUGUAUCUAGCCAAUAGCAGAGUCUUGCAUUGUUCAAUCCCCAAGUAGUCUAGUCUUCGAAGAAAUCAAGUUCAGCUAAGUUGUAGUAACUUGCAAGGCAAACGAGGAUGAAACUGAAAAGUGCAGCAUUUCUCAGCCUUUUGGUUUUGCAAUGUUUAGCAGUUUUAACUGUUGCCCAGAACGAUUUUGAUUUCUUCUACCUCGUUCAACAGUGGCCUGCUUCAUACUGCGACACAGAGCGUAGUUGCUGCUAUCCAACCACUGGGAAGCCUGCCGAAGAUUUCAGCAUUCAUGGGCUGUGGCCAAACCGCAAUGAUGGCUCGUGGCCAUCAAACUGCGAUGAGGGAAGUUCUUUUCAUGAAUCUGAGGUGUCGGAUCUAGUGAAGAGAAUGCAGCAAGAAUGGCCAUCCCUCGCCUGCCCAAGCAGCGACGGAGUCAGGUUCUGGAGUCACGAAUGGGAGAAACAUGGAACCUGUUCUCUCCUCAACCAGCACCAGUACUUCCAAACAGCUCUGGACCUCAAAGACAAGUCAAAUCUUCUCCAAGUCCUCAAGGAUGCAGGAAUUCGUCCAGGAAAGUUUUACAGCUUAGAGAAGAUAAAAGAGGCAAUCCAAGAAGGUGUUGGGUACACUCCUUUCAUCGAGUGCAACGUUGAUCAAGGCGGCAAUCGUCAGCUCUACCAAGUUUACUUGUGCGUGGACUCUUCUGCAUCUGAUUUCAUUGAGUGCCCGACAUUCCCACAUGGAAGAUGCGGUUCCGAGAUUGAAUUUCCCUCGUUUUCCUCCUUACAUGAUGAAGCUUGAUAGGCCACGGAAACCAUCUCUGAUCAUCAAUUGUACCACAUUUUCAUUUGACUACCUAUUUCCGUCCCUUUUCAAUUUACCUUUUUCUGCUUCUCACUAAUAAAAUAAAAUUAUUGCCCACCCAUAAUGUAUCACCAAGUGAUAGUUAUAUCAAGCUUCUAAUUUGGGACUUUAGAAAUUUUUUUCCCUUCUUUUUGAUGUUUAGCUUGCCGCUACAGAUGAAUGAUAAAUGGUUUCUAUAUA
Messenger RNA from Coffea eugenioides, 1064 nucleotides. RefSeq names its product intracellular ribonuclease LX-like. The transcript is spliced from 4 exons. NCBI's taxonomy places the organism in Eukaryota, Viridiplantae, Streptophyta, Magnoliopsida, Gentianales, Rubiaceae. Gene Ontology annotation, molecular function: RNA binding; ribonuclease T2 activity. Gene Ontology annotation, cellular component: extracellular region. Bases 126 to 821 code for a protein of 231 amino acids. The record is from RefSeq and is a predicted model, not a curated record. Gene Ontology annotation, biological process: RNA catabolic process.